This is a messenger RNA of Lactuca sativa (garden lettuce), 1215 nucleotides long. Lineage: Eukaryota; Viridiplantae; Streptophyta; Magnoliopsida; Asterales; Asteraceae. The record is from RefSeq and is a predicted model, not a curated record.
ACCAUGCAAACUAGAAAUAAUUUUUCUUGGAUAAAGGAACAGAUUACUCGAUCUAUUUCCAUAUCGCUCAUGAUAUAUAUCAUAACUCGUGCAUCCAUUUCAAAUGCAUAUCCCAUUUUUGCACAGAAGGGCUAUGAAAAUCCACGAGAAGCGACUGGACGUAUUGUAUGCGCUAAUUGCCAUUUAGCUAAUAAACCAGUGGAUAUUGAGGUUCCGCAAACGGUACUUCCCGAUACUGUAUUUGAAGCAGUUGUUCGAAUUCCUUAUGAUAUGCAACUGAAACAAGUUCUUGCUAAUGGUAAAAAAAGGGCUUUAAAUGUGGGGGUUGUUCUUAUUUUACCAGAGGGUUUUGAAUUAGCCCCUCCUGAUCGUAUUUCCCCCGAGAUAAAAGAAAAGAUGGGCAAUCUGUCUUUUCAGAGCUACCGCCCAAAUCAAAAAAAUACUCUUGUCAUAGGCCCUGUUCCUGGUCAGAAAUAUAGUGAAAUCACGUUUCCUAUUCUUUCCCCGGACCCCGCUACUAAGAAAGACAUUCACUUCUUAAAAUAUCCUAUAUACGUAGGCAGAAACAGGGGAAGGGGCCAGAUUUAUCCUGACGGGAGCAAGAGUAACAAUACAGUUUAUAAUGCUACAGCAUCCGGUAUAGUAAGCAAAAUCCUACGAAAAGAAAAGGGGGGAUACGAAAUAACCAUAGCGGAUGCAUUGGAUGGACGUCAAGUGGUUGAUAUUAUCCCUUCGGGGCCAGAACUUCUUGUUUCAGAAGGCGAAUCUAUCAAAUUUGAGCAGCCGUUGACAAGUAAUCCUAAUGUGGGCGGAUUUGGUCAGGGAGAUGCAGAAAUAGUACUUCAAGAUCCAUUACGUGUACAAGGCCUUUUGUUCUUCUUAGCAUCUGUUAUUUUGGCACAAAUAUUUUUGGUUCUUAAAAAGAAACACUUCGAGAAGGUUCAAUUGUCCGAAAUGAAUUUCUAGACUCGCGGAUUUAUCGACCUCAAGUUUGUAAAAAGAACCAAAUUUUUUUUAGUAAUUAUGAUUAUCUAUGAUAAAAAAUAAAAUUCUAAAAAGCCUUUUGUUUGUUUAUACUCUUUUUCUACGAGAUGCCGGGAAUUCCUUGUACCACAUUCCUAGCCACAGUAUGUAGAUUGUGAAGAAGACUAUUUGACUUGACCCCUUCUUUCUUUGUUUUUGUUUUUUUAUAAAAAUUUGGGGUGAUGUUAUUAU